CUACACUGCAUUUUGUUUCUUAUACUCCAAUUUCUUGAGAGAGAGAGAGAGAGAGAAUGGGAAGCGGGAUUGACGAAGUUGGAGUGGAAGAGCUGGUGAAAGCUGGGUUGGAUGUGGAAGAGGCCAAGGUGAUCGAGAAAGGCCUCAGAGAGGCAAUUGGUCGAACUGGUGGUGGCCGGGACCCGAGGGAGUUAUGGCGGGAGAUCACGGCUCGACGGUUGCUCCGACCGUCGCACCCACACCCGGUCCACCAGCUCGUGUACUACUCGGUCUACGCUGGCUACGAUGAGACUGCCAAUGGGCCUCCUCUCUAUUGGUUUCCUACACUAUAUCAAGCCAAAUGCACAAACUUGGGCCGCCUCAUGGAAACUCAUGGUUCAAAGCUUCUAGGAGCAUCAUACAAGGACCCUGUAACAAGUUUUAGACUAUUUCAAAAGUUCUCUUGUGAGAACCCUGAGGUUUAUUGGUCGCUUAUACUCAAAGAGCUUUCAAUUCAAUUUCGUGAAGCCCCAAAGGGCAUUCUAGAUACUUCUGACAAAUCAAAACAUGGGGGAACAUGGCUUCCGGGUGCAGUUUUGAAUAUUGCUGAGUGUUGUUUAUUGUCAAGCGACUAUCUAAGAAAGCAGGACAACAGUUUGGCCAUUGUAUGGAGAGAUGAAGGUUUUGAUGAUUUCCAAGUUAAUCAGAUGACAUUGAAAGAGUUCCGAGAGCAAGUAAUGUUAGUGGCAAAUGCACUGGACACAAUAUUCUCAAAGGGAGAUGCAAUCGCAAUUGAUAUGCCCAUGACAGUAAAUGCAGUCAUUAUAUACCUGGCAAUUGUACUAGCAGGAUUAGUUGUUGUAUCAAUACCUGACAGCUUUGCUGCAAAGGAAAUUGCAACUCGCUUACGCAUGUCUAAAUCAAAGGCUAUCUUUACUCAGGAUUUUAUAGUACGAGGGGGGCGGGAAUUUCCUUUGUACAGUCGAGUAGUAGACGCCAAUCCACCUAAAGCUAUUGUCAUUCAUGCAUCUGGAAAGGAUAUGAGUGUUCCAUUAAGGAAACAAGACUUAUCAUGGAAAGAUUUUGUUUCCAGAGUUAAUCACCUUCCUAGACCAAAUUCCUAUUCUCCUGUCUAUCUACCAAUAGAUUCAACAACCAACAUACUCUUCUCAUCCGGAACUACAGGUGAUCCAAAAGCUAUACCAUGGACUCAUCUAUCUCCGAUGAGAACUGCUGGUGAUUGUUGGGCACAUGGUAAUCUUCAACCUGGCGAUGUCUUCUGCUGGCCCACAAAUCUUGGAUGGGUGAUGGGGCCAAGUUUGAUCUAUGGUUGCUUUUUAAAUGGGGCAACUCUUGCUCUUUAUAACGGAUCUCCUCUUGGCCGCGGUUUUGGAAAAUUUGUUCAGGAUGCAGGUGUUACUAAUUUGGGAACAGUCCCAAGCUUAGUCAAGACUUGGAAAAAUACACUUUGUAUGGAAGGCUUAGAUUGGACAAAAAUUACGUCAUUUGCUUCUACUGGAGAAGCCUCUAAUAUCGAUGAUGACCUUUGGCUUUCUGCGAGGGCUUACUACAAUCCCAUUCUUGAAUGUUGUGGUGGCACAGAGCUCGCGUCAUCCUACAUCCAAGGAAGUCUUUUGCAACCACAAGCUUUUGGAGCAUUUAGUACCGCGUCAAUGACAAUAGGCUUUGUCAUCCUUGGUGAAGAUGGGGUUCCCUAUCCGAAUGAUCAAGUUUGUGUUGGUGAAGUGGGUUUAUUUCCUCUAAACAUGGGUGCUACUGAUAGAUUGCUUAACGCUGAUCAUGAGGAAGUUUACUUCAAAGGAAUGCCCAUGUACAAAGGAAUGAAACUAAGGAGACAUGGAGACAUCAUCAAGAGAACUGCUGGUGGCUAUUUCACUGUACAGGGUAGGGCUGAUGACACUAUGAACCUCGGUGGCAUAAAGACGAGCUCAGUAGAAAUUGAGCGUGUGUGUGACCGAGCUGAUGAAAGUAUAUUGGAAACUGCUGCUGUCAGUGUCACACCAGCAAUUGGUGGUCCAGAACAGUUGGCUAUAUUUGUGGUACUGAAGAACGAAUUUAACAGUGAACCAGACAGCCUAAAGAUACUAUUUUCAAGAGCCAUUCAGAGUAAUCUUAAUCCGUUGUUUAAGGUGAACUUCGUGAAGAUUGUCCCAGAGUUUCCUCGAACACCUUCCAAUAAAUUACUUAGGAGAGUUCUAAGGGACCAAUUGACGCGCGAUCUUCACAUUCAAAGUAAAAUUUGACAGCAACUCCACAUUCCUAGUAUGGAGUUUUUCUACUUGUGUUGAUCUUGCAUUUAGUUUCUGAGAUGGAUGACAAGAGCAAUAUGCGAUUAAAGUUCUUUGAGAUCUAAUUGGUUCGACAACAAUAUCCAUAAGUGAAAUUUCAAUAUCAUGAUGUUGGGUGAGUCACGUAUCCUUAUAGUGAUUGUAUGAUUUUUCUUGUCAUUUGAUGUAAAACAAUUGAGCAAUUUCUCAAGCAAUGUAAACUAAUAUGUAUUGUUUGUGUCAAUGUAUAUCUGGCUUUUGUUUUGAUAA
Molecule: messenger RNA, 2537 nt
Organism: Rhododendron vialii
Lineage: Eukaryota; Viridiplantae; Streptophyta; Magnoliopsida; Ericales; Ericaceae
Product: probable CoA ligase CCL12
Exons: 14
Coding region: 57-2243 (728 amino acids)
Source: RefSeq, a predicted model, not a curated record